GGGUGAAGUAGUGGUCAAUGAAUGUGAUGUGAGCUCAAUCAUGUAGCCUUAGGAAUAUCCUUUGCCAAUCAGCAAAUUUUUUCUUUAUUUGUUAUUUGUUUUUGGGUGACGGUUCACAUUGUGUGGAUCCAUAUCCACGGAGGCAACAGUGGAGUCAACAUGAGUUUGAUGGAAAUCAGCAACCCGUGAACCGACUCAACUCAAGUAUAGUUUAGUAGCAGCACCCAAAUCACCGUUGAAUCAGCGAUGAAUUACACUGCUGCUGCGUUGGCCAUACUGUGUUGGCUUUGCAUCUGCACACCGAAGGAGGCAGAGGGAGCUGACAAGAAGCUUCGGUUUGGGAAAAAUGGAGAGUUCAAGAUUUUACAGGUUGCAGAUAUGCACUUCGCCGACGGCAAGAAAACCCGCUGCCUCGACGUCUUGCCUUCUCAAUAUCGUUCCUGCACUGACCUCAACACCACUUCCUUCAUUCAAAGGAUGAUUCUGGCUGAGAAACCCGACCUUAUUGUCUUCACUGGGGAUAAUAUCUUUGGAUUUGAUUCCUCCGAUUCGGCUAAAUCAAUGGAUGCCGCAUUUGCUCCUGCAAUUGCUUCCAACAUUCCCUGGGUCGCUAUUCUCGGCAACCACGAUCAGGAAGGAUCCCUUUCCAGGGAGGGAGUCAUGAAAUACAUUGUUUCCAUGAAAAACACUUUAUCUCAAGUCAAUCCUCCGCAAGUACACCUUAUUGACGGUUUCGGCAACUAUAACCUACAAGUUGGAGGCGUUCAAGGCUCUGCUUUUGGAAAUAAGUCGGUGCUCAAUUUGUACUUUCUUGAUAGUGGAGAUUACUCAAAGGUUCCUUUCAUUCCUGGCUAUGGUUGGAUCAAACCCUCGCAGCAGCUUUGGUUCCAAAGAACAUCUGAAAAGCUUCAGAAAGAAUACAAGAAGGCACCACUGCCUCAGAAACAGUCUGCUCCUGGUCUUGCAUACUUUCACAUCCCAUUGCCUGAAUAUGGUAGCUUUGACUCAUCAAACUUUACAGGUGUGAAGCAAGAACCGAUUAGCUCUGCUUCUGUCAAUUCUGGCUUCUUCACAACACUGGUUGAAGCAGGAGACGUGAAGGCUGUUUUCACUGGCCACGAUCACGUGAAUGACUUCUGUGGCCAGUUAACUGGUAUACACCUUUGUUAUGCCGGGGGAUUCGGAUAUCAUGCUUACGGGAAAGCUGGUUGGUCAAGGAGAGCAAGAGUAGUGGUUGCUAACUUGGAGAAAACAGAGAAUGGUGCUUGGCAAGAUGUCAAGUCUAUUAAAACAUGGAAACGCCUCGAUGAUCGACAUCUUACAAAAAUUGAUGGUCAGGUCUUAUGGAGCAACAGUUUUUCUGGGAACCGCAGGAAGAAGCAUGAUGGUGGCUCUUAAAAACCUCUACUUUGGAGGGCCUCACGGGCAACUAUUAUACGUAUAUUUUCAUCAGUGUAACCUCUGUUAUUCAUAUUUAUGUGAUCAAGUCCUAUAAUUAGAUGUAGCAAUACAGGAUCACUUGGAAAAGAAUAAACGAAAGAAAGUUCAUGAUCUUGCUGCAACCGUGUAUGCUAUGCAAUUGCAACUAUGUAACCACAUGUAGAACACUAUUGUUUAAAAUUGCUUUUGCAGAUGGAAUCAUCAAUCAUCAUGAAGAGAAGUUUUGUUUGUUUUUACAA
Messenger RNA from Arachis ipaensis, 1679 nucleotides. Its product is annotated as putative inactive purple acid phosphatase 29. The record is from RefSeq and is a predicted model, not a curated record. NCBI's taxonomy places the organism in Eukaryota, Viridiplantae, Streptophyta, Magnoliopsida, Fabales, Fabaceae. Gene Ontology annotation, molecular function: hydrolase activity, acting on ester bonds. Gene Ontology annotation, cellular component: cytoplasm.